ACUUAAUGAGAAAAAGAAAAAAAAAAGAAGAGUAAUUCCAUUUCGAACAACAACGUUACUUAAACUUAAACUAGAUGACGUUUGUCUCUGCAGACAAACAAACUUAAUUAGGAAAAAGAAAACAUCCGUGGCUCAGUCAGAGAAGAAUCUAAAAAAAAAAAACUCUUAUUCCAUAUCCCAACUCGGAUUCCACCUGACUCACCGGUGACUCACUUGACUCGUUUCUUCACCAAAAUCCAAAACCCAUCCUCGACCAUCACGAAUUCCCCAAUUCCUCCUCAUUCCGGCGAACAUGUCGUCGGCACCGGAAGGAAAACGAUUAGAAGAAGAAUUAUCCUAUCCAAUUCUAAUAGCAGAACGAAUUCGCUUAGCAGUAGACGAAACCGACUCAUUCAAACCCGAAUGUUCCGAUGUCUGGAAACAAGUCGAACGUCUCCUUCAAAUGCUCCGAACAGUUGUCCGAUUCGCCGCCACAACUCCUCUUUACGAACGUCCCGUCCGACGAGUAACCGCCGAAACAGCAAAAAAUCUUGAACGUGCUUUAACCUUAGUUCGUAAAUGUAAACGCCGUAGCAUCCUUCAUCGUGUUGUUACAAUCGUCUCCGCCGCCGAUUUUCGGAAAGUUUUGAGUUAUCUUGAUGCAUCUGUUGGUGAUAUGAAGUGGUUGUUAAGUAUGAUUGAUGGUGAAAGUGGAAGUGGAAUCAAUUUAGCACUUCCUCCAAUUGCAAGUAAUGAUCCUAUUCUUUCUUGGGUUUGGUCUUUUAUUGGUUCAAUUCAAAUGGGUCAAUUGAAUGAUAAAAUUGAAGGUACAAAUGAACUUGCUUCUUUAGCACAAGAUAAUGAUAGGAAUAAGAAGAUUAUUGUUGAAGAAGGUGGUGUUUCACCACUUUUGAAGCUUCUUAAAGAAGCUACUUCACCAACUGCUCAAAUUGCUUCUGCUACUUGUUUGUGUUAUUUGGCUAAUGAUUUGGACAGAGUUAGGGUUAUUGUUAAUGAAGUUGGUGUUCCUGCUGUUGUUCAAGUUCUUGCUGAUUCGCCGAUUAGGGUUCAAACGUUAGCGGCUAAUUUAGUUGCUAGGAUGGCUAGACAUGAUCCUGUUGCUCAAGAGGAUUUUGCGAGGGAGAAUGCCAUUAGACCGCUUGUUACGCUUUUAUCGUUUGAUACUUUUAUGGAUGAGCAGUUGGGUAAUGGUCAGUUGAGUAAUGGUAGGCAGAGUAUUCAUUCUAUUUUUCAGAUUAAUAAGGAGUUAGGGAAGAAGUCGACGGAUAGGUCUAGUACUGGUGGUAGUAGUCGACAGUUUGCGAAUUCGUAUUCUAAUUCGUAUUAUUAUACGGAGGGAAGUAGUCGUGGUGGGAAUUAUAGGAAGGAGAGGGAGAAUGAGGAUCCUGCUGUGAAGCUUCAGCUUAAAGUUAGCUGUGCUGAGGCGUUGUGGAUGCUUGCGGCGGGGAGUGUGUCGAAUAGUAGGAAGAUAACUGAGACUAAAGGGAUGCUUUGUUUGGCCAAGAUUAUUGAGAAGGAACAGGGUGAGUUGCAGCAGAAUUGUUUGAUGACUAUAAUGGAGAUAACGGCUGCGGCUGAAUUGAAUGCUGAUCUUCGACGUGCUGCGUUUAAGACUAAUUCCCCUCCUGCUAAAGCCGUUGUGGAACAGCUUUUGAGGAUAAUUAAAGAGGUUGAUAGCCCGUCGAUGCAGAUUCCGGCAAUAAAGUCUAUUGGUUCGUUGGCUAGGACGUUUCCUGCUAGGGAGACUCGAGUAAUUGAACCUCUAGUAGCACAGCUGAGUAAUAAAAAUACAAAUGUAGCAGAUGAAGCAGCCGUUGCUCUUACCAAGUUUGCUUCUCCAGAUAAUUUCCUAUAUGUCGAGCAUUCUAAGAAAAUAAUUGAAUUAGAUGCAGUUCCGGCAGUGAUGAAACUGCUGAGGAGUAACGAAGUUAACCAGAUGCAUCAUGCGUUAACUCUCCUUUGCUACCUUGCACUACAUGCUGGCAGCAGCGAGUCCUUGGAACAAGCGCGGGUAUUGUUGGCUCUAGAGGGUGCGGAUAGAACAACUCUUCCUCAGCAUAUAAGAGAUUUGGUGUCAAAGGCGAUUGUCCACCUCAAUUUGUAUCAUGCAGGAAGGAAUUCUCAACCAUUGUCAUAUAUUCCUUGAGCACAAAUUCAUCUGUUUGUAGACCCUUUGUUUUCAGGUUCAUCGGUAUAUUAUUGAGUUGGUUGCAUCUACAGCCUACUCGUUUGGGAUUGGGGGUUUUGUUAUAUAGAAUCAAAACAUAGUUCAAAAAAAUACAUUAGCUUUUCAGCCUCGGCUGGUUUUUAUCCCUUUCCCCCCUCAUGAAACUAGUUAAUGGGGUGUGGUUGUGCAGAGAUUAUUUAUAAUGGAUAAUUAACUUUCUUAGUCAUUCAAAUUUGUUGUUUGUGUAUUUAUUUUGUUCAUCGAGUAUGAUCUCUACAUCACAUUUUGACAGUGCAAAUUCUUAUCACAUGAUAGAAUUGUUUGAGGUUUUAUUCCUUCAAA
Molecule: messenger RNA, 2509 nt
Organism: Trifolium pratense (red clover)
Lineage: Eukaryota; Viridiplantae; Streptophyta; Magnoliopsida; Fabales; Fabaceae
Exons: 1
Coding region: 293-2146 (617 amino acids)
Biological process (GO): cell surface receptor signaling pathway
Molecular function (GO): protein binding
Source: RefSeq, a predicted model, not a curated record